UGUUUGGCGGUUGGCGUGAAGGAGGAGGCGGGUUGUGGGGGGGAGUGGGGGGCGGCGGUUAAAGCACAUUUGUUCCCAUAGAAACCUGGGGACAGAAACCGCGGGGGGUAUGUGGACAGACAGAUAGACAGAGAAACUCUACACACACACAGAGAGAGAGAGAGAGAGAGACUGUCCGCCGGUCUCCGUCGGUGAUCGUCCGCCUCUCUCAGGGCCGCCAUGGAGUCGAGCAGAGGUCGAGUUGGUCACAGUGUCUGCGACGCCAGACGCAGUCGGAGUUGCCGAGUCUCCGCGUGUUCUCUCCAGGAGCUGCUGAGCGAAGGGAAGCAAAAACUAGAUUUGGAUAAACUUGAUGAGGAGAAACCUUCUGUGGUACUUGAGGAAGAUGGAACAAUAGUUGAUGAUGAAGACUACUUUUUGUGCCAACCGAAAAACACAAUGUUCAUGAUCCUCCGUUCAGAUGAGGAAUGGGUUGCUGUUAAUGUAGUUGCACCAAAACUCGAGUUAUCUUUGGGUGCUCAAAGGGAUGAUGCUGCAGAUAGCUUAUAUUCUGAAGACCAGCUGGAUUCUGCUGAACAUUCCAGUAACUGGAGGCUAUUAGCCAGACAGCUUCAGGAAAACCUCGCUCGAAUUAUAACAAUGUCUGAAUCUGAACUUCAGGCCCUGAUAGAAGCACCGCCUGCUGAGCUGGCAAAGGAACUGAAGGAAACCUUGAAAGGAGUUGAAGAACUGCAGGACACCCUUCAACAGUCCCUCGACAAGCGAGAGCAACAACGUCAAGCGAAAGAACUGUUAGAACUGUACCUGAAGGCAUCGGCGCCAGAAAAGGCUGUUGUACCAAAACUCGAGGCACCUUUGGGUGCUCAAAAGGGUGGUGCUACAAUUGGCUUAUAUUCUGAAGACCAGGUGGAUUCUGCUGAACAUUCCAGUAAUUGGAAGCCCUUAGCCAGACAGUUUAGGGAAAACCUCGCUCGAAUUAUAACAAUGUCUGAAUCUGAACUGCAGGCCCUGAUAAAAGCACCACCUGCUGAACUGGCAAAGGAACUGAAAGAAACCUUGAAAGGAGCUGAAAGACUGCAGAACACACUUCAACAUUCCCUCAACAAGCGAGAGGAAGAACGGCAAACUAAAAUGUUGUUAGAACAGUACCUGAAGGCAGAAGCGCCAGUAAAUGAUGAUUCAGAAGAUGCCAAAGGAACAGAUCAAAUGGAUUGCUCAAAUGCAAACUCAAAUCGAAAGUGCCUGCAUCCUCACAUAAUUGGAGUCCUUGAGAAAAAGGACAGCCCUGAGUUCAGCUUGUCCAAUGAGGAGCUGCAGGAAGUUAUAAAAGUGGACGAAGCAGGUUUAGCAACUGAUGCACAUUGCUCCAUUCAGAAGGCGAAGAAUACAAAAUACGAGUGCAAGAAAGAACUUGAGAAGCGGUUGUCUAAAAUGAAGGCCCUGGAAGAACUGAGUAUCCAUUCAAAGAAGAUGAGGAUGACACCACAGCAAAUCUAGAUGUAAACAAGAUUAUUUUUCCUUGACUUGCUUUACUAGAUGCAAACUCUGAAAGUGGGUGAAUAACGUGUGACCUGAAGAUUGAGUAAAAAUCGCCUCUUAAAGAUUUGAGGAAUUAACUUGCAAUUUGAAGCUGUGCUUACAUACCUAAAGUGUCGAAUGCAAAUCCUUUAUCAUGAAAUCUUUCUGGUUUAUGUUUCAAGACGUGUAAGUGAAGAGAGAAUUUUCUCCGCUCUAAAAACCAUGUGCUGAUGAGGCAAACCACAAAUCAAGAUUGAGAAUUUGGUCAAUUGGACCAAACAAAGCUUUUUUUUUAUUAUGUGAGAAAUAUUGGGCCAUGCUGCAUUAGAAAUUAUACUUGGAUUGUCACGUGCUACCCCAGUGUGCAAAGAACAUCAAAAUAAGCUCUCUGCUUGAACAAACUGUUUGCCGAUGUUUACAGAAAUCAGUUGGAUGAGGAUCAUCAGAGAACCCAGCAUCAAAUACAAGAACCUUUACUUCACGUCUGCUUCUAUAAGGACAUUCUUUCCUUUGUCCUCAAUAUUCUGCAGUUUUUCCCUUACAAUAUACACCCAAACUAAAUUUAAAGCUGAUGUUAUUAAAUAAAUCUAUAUCUGAUUCAA
Callorhinchus milii (elephant shark) is the source of this 2120-nucleotide messenger RNA. It is a transcript of the gene dffa, whose product is annotated as DNA fragmentation factor, alpha polypeptide. The transcript is spliced from 8 exons. Gene Ontology annotation, biological process: regulation of apoptotic process; apoptotic process. The record is from RefSeq and is a predicted model, not a curated record. Bases 220 to 1497 code for a protein of 425 amino acids. Lineage: Eukaryota; Metazoa; Chordata; Chondrichthyes; Chimaeriformes; Callorhinchidae.